Liolophura sinensis is the source of this 3400-nucleotide messenger RNA. RefSeq names its product V-type proton ATPase subunit B. The record is from RefSeq and is a predicted model, not a curated record. Gene Ontology annotation, biological process: vacuolar acidification; ATP metabolic process; proton transmembrane transport. Gene Ontology annotation, cellular component: proton-transporting V-type ATPase, V1 domain. Gene Ontology annotation, molecular function: ATP binding; proton-transporting ATPase activity, rotational mechanism. NCBI's taxonomy places the organism in Eukaryota, Metazoa, Mollusca, Polyplacophora, Chitonida, Chitonidae. The coding region runs from base 10 to 1542 and encodes 510 amino acids. The transcript is spliced from 14 exons.
AGAGGCAAAAUGGCGAAGAAGGGUGAUCUGAUCGACAUGGGCUCUUUAAAUGGACCGCUAGAUUCUAUUGGAGCGAGAAAGACACACCAAUUGGCGAUCACAAGAAAUUACAUUACACAGCCCAGGUUAACAUACAAGACAGUAUCUGGUGUGAACGGCCCAUUGGUUAUCUUGGACGACGUCAAGUUCCCCAAGUUUGCAGAAAUUGUGAAGCUUACCUUGGCAGAUGGCAGCGUCAGGAGUGGACAGGUCUUGGAAGUCAGCGGUUCCAAGGCUGUUGUACAGGUGUUUGAAGGGACACCAGGGAUUGAUGCCAAGCACACAGUGUGUGAGUUCACUGGCGAUAUCCUGAGGAUGCCAGUAUCAGAAGACAUGUUGGGUCGUGUAUUCAAUGGCUCAGGGACUGCUAUUGACAAGGGACCACCAGUGCUGGCUGAAGACUUCUUAGAUAUUCAAGGUCAACCCAUCAACCCCUGGUCCAGGAUCUACCCUGAGGAGAUGAUUCAGACUGGUAUAUCUGCUAUAGACACCAUGAACAGUAUUGCUAGAGGACAGAAAAUCCCCAUCUUCUCAGCAGCUGGUUUGCCGCAUAAUGAAAUUGCUGCUCAGAUUUGUAGGCAGGGUGGUUUGGUCAAGCUGCCGGGGAAGAGCGUACUGGAUGACCAUGACGACAACUUUGCCAUUGUCUUUGCUGCUAUGGGUGUGAACAUGGAGACAGCCCGAUUCUUCAAACAGGAUUUUGAAGAGAACGGCUCCAUGGAGAAUGUGUGCCUCUUCCUCAACUUGGCUAAUGACCCCACGAUUGAGCGUAUUAUCACGCCCCGUAUUGCACUGACCACUGCCGAGUUUCUGGCUUACCAGUGUGAAAAACACGUGCUAGUCAUCCUUACUGAUAUGAGCUCCUACGCUGAGGCCUUGAGAGAAGUAUCAGCUGCCCGAGAGGAAGUACCCGGUCGCCGUGGUUUUCCAGGUUACAUGUACACCGAUUUAGCCACUAUAUACGAGAGAGCAGGUCGUGUAGAAGGCCGCAAUGGCUCCAUCACACAGAUUCCAAUUCUCACCAUGCCCAAUGACGAUAUUACCCAUCCCAUCCCUGAUUUGACAGGUUACAUCACUGAGGGUCAGAUCUAUGUGGACAGACAGCUUCAUAACAGACAGAUUUACCCUCCAAUCAACGUGCUGCCGUCUCUGUCAAGAUUGAUGAAGUCUGCUAUUGGUGAAGGCAUGACAAGGGAAGACCACUCUGAUGUGUCAAACCAACUGUAUGCCUGCUAUGCCAUUGGUAAGGAUGUCCAGGCCAUGAAAGCCGUGGUGGGAGAAGAGGCCCUCACACCAGAGGAUUUACUCUACCUUGAAUUUUUGACCAAAUUUGAGAAAAACUUCAUUUCUCAAGGGCAUUACGAGAAUCGAACAAUCUUCGAGUCUUUAGACAUUGGCUGGCAACUGCUACGAAUUUUCCCGAAAGAAAUGUUGAAACGAAUUCCCCAGAGCACGCUUGCCAAAUACUACCCACGUGAUUCUCGUCAGCUGACCACACUGUAGACCGGGAAGAUUUUAGUUCAGGAAGACUUUAAUACGAAGCCCACUCCUGACUUCACACUGUACCAUACAUGUACAUUAGACCUUUCUGGCAUGUUAAUAAUCUGUGUGUAUAGGCUGCCGGAUUAGACACAUCUCAGUAGUUAGAAAAGUAAAGGAAGUACACAGGCAACUAUUUAAGUCAACAAGGUAUUACUGAUAUGUUCCUCCGAGUUUUUAAGACUGGAGAGUGAUAUGAAUUCAUUUUGAUAUUAUUAGUAAUGUUAGUAUUUGUGUCUAUUACCUCCUCAGUAAAAUGCAGUUGUAAAAAAACAAAAUGACAAAAGAUGUGAGUUAUUUCAAAACAACCUGCAGGUGCAUGUGUUGAGCAUAAUUAUUUGUGUCAAUAGAGAACUGUAUUGCCUGCACUUCUGUACGGUCAGUUGUUCAACUCUUUAGUGUCUGCUUCAUAUCAUUUACUUGGGACCUUCUCUGUUUGUUCGGAUUUACUAACCAUUCCAUAUAUGCCUAAAAAAUAAGUGAAGAAGUGCGGAAAAGCGAAAUAUUAAUAUGACUGAUGUAUUUAUUUAUUUGAUUUGUCUGUACAGAAUUAAAUUUGAUAUUUGUGUUAAUUGUUGCUGUAUGAAAGCGUUGUAGAAUCAUCAGACUCAUUUCACAUGUGUGUUUUUUUUCUUCUUUUGUCAUUUUGCUCUGCUCAGUUUAAAAAACGAUUUUGCGUAUUUGUUAAAAUUUUGUGAUUAUUGGCUUUUCUGUUGUGGACAUUAACACCAGUGCUGUUGAUGAAUGUGUAGGUGCUAAACUGGGACUAGCCACAUACUACUUACUGCAGACUGUUGUAAGAACAUGCGUAUUGGUAACAAUCCCAUGUUUGAAAUGCAAUUACCAAUUUGUUGGAAUUUGAUACAGUGUUGUCAUGCUCUCAACAGCCUGGAUUUCUCAGUUAACAAUAUCCCAGAGUCUGUUUUGCAAAUCAUACAUUUGAUAGUAAAGUGCCAUAUUGUUUCACAUAUAAAUGAAAUCUGGAUAGGGAACGGAAAAAGUCUUUGGGGGUCGUAGUACCAAUUUACCCACCUACAAUGAUUUAUGCGUGUAUUUGUAAUUUUAUCAUUAUAAUACAACAUUUUGCGUUAGUAAUUUCUAUGUGAAGAAUACACAAGGCUUACAUAUACAAAGAGAAGUAAUUUCAAUAUCUAGAUCUGCAAUACUUGUGCAAUAUGAAAAACAAGAUUCUGUAUUUUAAAGGAACUUUGGCAGGUGCAUUAUAUUAAAACAAAAAUAUCAGUUUCCAUGGCCCUGUUUCAGAAAACUGGUUGGGACUAGUUUCACAAAUCGUCAUAAAACGUUUUUCAUAAUUUUUCUAACAAAUCCUGUCGAGGGUGUUAUAUCCUACAAACAUGAUUUACAAAAAAUUAUGUAAAAUAUGACUUGUGAAGUUUUGUAUUCUUUGUAAUUGUGAAAGCACCUUAUUCUGCAGCCAUUCCACAGUCAAUAGCUUUCAAAGUAUCACACCACAAAGUCACUUAAUAAUAUGUACAAGUAUGUUUCUUUAUCUCAAUCCGAUACAGUAUAUGAGGUGUUCAGCCAUCCAAUGGUAGGUAAAUUCAAAUGAGAAAUGUAAUUAAUGUAUAAUCAAAAUAAAACAAUAGGCCGUGUUUAUGAGAAGACCGAGUUUAGGUCUAAGUCUGCAUUGAAUGUGUGAAGAGGUAUAUUAUUAGCUAGAACUGCUGACUUUACCCUGUCCUGUUCAAAGAUUUCAUCGGUUCUGCAGAGUUACCUCCCUCAUAUCCUCUCCUAUUAUCCAGGACAUAGUUGUACUGUUAUGAGUCAGAGGAAAAAAAAAAAAAAUAAAGAUUGACAUGUU